This is a messenger RNA of Batrachochytrium dendrobatidis JAM81, 3418 nucleotides long. RefSeq lists its product as uncharacterized. NCBI's taxonomy places the organism in Eukaryota, Fungi, Chytridiomycota, Chytridiomycetes, Rhizophydiales. The coding region runs from base 1 to 3234 and encodes 1077 amino acids. The transcript is spliced from 3 exons. The record is from RefSeq and is a predicted model, not a curated record. Gene Ontology annotation, cellular component: ciliary basal body; centrosome; centriolar satellite. Gene Ontology annotation, biological process: cilium assembly; intraciliary transport involved in cilium assembly; protein localization to centrosome.
AUGGAUUCUUCCAAUUUAUCGAUUCCUGUUGCUGCAGAAAACCAUCUCAUCACCAGUGAUAUUCCUAUCGGAUAUAACAAUUCCACUUGUUUGAUUAACUCGGACAAUUAUGAAUUCGGCGUCAAACUCAACUUGCUUUUACAGCAAGAAGCUGAUCUGGCCUUGGCUGAACAGCAGCUUAAAGCUCUUGAAAAACUCAAACUGGACAUGAUGAUGACUGGCCCAUUCAACUCGACUAUCACUACUGAUGAAUUUGCUUUAAAGUCUUCUCAUAAUGACUCGGUCGCCAAUGUUAUUCCCAAACCACAUUGGAAUCCCCGCUUCGCUUCGCUUUCGUGUCCGAUUGCUCCGGACAUUCUUUUGCAAUCCAACAGUCUUGUUUCUGAACAUUCGUCUCAAAAUACCAAUCUUGUUGAUCCAAACACUGUCGAAGAUCAUGCAAAAAAUGUUUGGUCUGAUAAACAGCUGGAAAUGUAUUCUUCUCUCACUGCUCUCACUCAAGAACUUGAACUACUUGAACGUCGUCAAAUGAAUCUCAUGAACAACAAUGUUUUGUCCGAUUCAAAUCACGCUUCUACAAAUCCUCUUUCUUUGCUAAAAAAUGAAAAUGGUGCUGUUCAGGGCUUGAUGGAUAGACUUGCUGCUGCUUCCGUUCAUGAUCAACUUGGUCCUAAUAUCUUGACGCAAUACUCUUCUAACCCUGUAUCUACUCAAGGCGUACCUGUCUGCGAGGAAAUGAGCCCAAAUCCUUGUCAAUCUACAGAUACUACAGUUCUCAGUAUUCAACAAACAAGUCCUGAUUCCGUUCAUCAGCUAUGUCGUCACGAUUCUAUAGAUUCCAUUCAGACUCCACUGGCUGCCAACAAUCUACUCAAAUCUGCUGUUUCACUUGCAGAGCCCGUGUCCAAUAAUCUAAAUCAAAUGACUACUGCAUUGGGUGUCGAUGUUGACGAAACAAAUGCCGAAAUACAAGAUGGCAUGAAUCAAAUCAAUUCUCAGAUCAUGAUUUUAGAAAAGGCAAGAGCUUAUGCUCGCAAUCCUACAGAAAUUGCACAAAUUGAUGGCAUGCUUGAAAAACUUGUUACUCAGGCUCAUGAACUGCACACUGUUGAAAAAUCACUUGCUCAGUACCACAAACUACUUGCUGAGCAGCAGUCACUUCAAGCACUAUUGUCUGCGACUGAAAAUAUUCAACUAUUAAAUGCAAAUGACAGUGUUUUUCUUUCAUCCAACGUGAUGGUCACUGAUAUGCCAGAUUCACUACCCAAAUUGCCUGCCAAAAAACUAGCACAUUCAUUACCCUUACUAAAGCACAACAUGAAUCUUGAAAGUUCAAAAAGCAUCAAAAAGAAACCACUUGGUCGCGCAUCUACAAAAGUUGCCGCUUUACAAUCUAUUUCUCCUUUGGCUCAUGCAACUUCCAUUGCAAACAUUGAUCAUUGUAAUGCCAGUGUUUCAACAAAACACUCUGCAUCUGUUUUUGAUUCAAACCCCAUCAAAUCCAAAACCCAUGGUACUUUGUUUAAAAAAACUGUCGCUUCACCAUCUGCUCCGCUCACUCAAAUCCCCAUUGCUGACAUUGAACCAGAAUCCUAUAUAAACAUGUCUAUCCAAUCCAUCAAUGACAUGACAGAUGUUCCUUCAUCUGCCAACCCAGCCACUGACUCUUUUGUCUUUGAAUCUGAUCACAUAAACAGGCUAUUUGCUCAGCACAAGGACGAAAUAUACCGACGUGCAGCCGAUACCAUCUCAACACACGACGCCAGCCCAUACUUUCUUCUUUCCGUGUUUAAAACACUGUCAAAACUGGAUUCGCAGUAUGCAAGAGAACGAGUGAUGAUUGCUUUGGAUGAAAUUGUGGAUCAAGUUCAAGACAUAAAAACUGAUUCUAGUAUUUCUACCAAGCCAACAAUGAAAUCUGUCGGCAGUCAGCAAAAAAAGACACAAGAUGCCAACAUAAAACUCAAACCGAAUCUGCCUAUCCAUUCAAACUCUUUGCCACCACACUCGGUUUCCAUCAACCAAGACCAACCAAAACCUUUAAAACCACGCUUAUCAGACAAGUCUCAAUUGCAGCAACUGAUUCAUCAGGCUCUACAAGAUCAUAUUACGCAAAUCUGCAAUCAAGCUAUUCUGUCUGCGUCAACAACUGCAAAAUCAGCCGUAUUUACACUACCCAUACUUGAAGAUCUGAUGAUUCAAACUCAUAGUAGCAUUUACUCUUAUGUCAGUAUGCUACACAUCAAAGCAGACGGCACCACUGGUGAAGAUGCACACUCUCAUGCUAUGAAGAGUGUUGCAUCUCAGCGAAGUGCAGUUGAAUCUGUGUUGGGAAAAUUCAAGGGAUUAAGUGUAGAAAAGUAUUGCCAUGAGCUUAGUAACACUGUUUCUACGUUGCUAAACACAAUGUUUGAUAAAGAACUCAAUGGCAACAAUAAGGACGAGGUUGCGUCUCAGUUUUGCACUCAACCAUCAUCUGAAUCAACUUCAAAUGUUGCGUGGAAAGCUGUUCGGAAUGCAAGUAUUCCAUCCAACCCUACACCGUCCGCUCCAUCACUGGUGCUACUGAAAUCUGAUUCAGAAAUAGAUGCUGAAUGCGAGAUUGAUGACUUUUAUGAUGACACGUAUGCCUCGCGCUAUAACCACGAAACUGGCUCACACCCAUUCGAUGACGUUGAACAUGAUUCAAAUGGUGAUCAAAUUGAAUCAAGAUCUAAUCCUUCCGAUAUGUACACUUCCGUCAAUACUGGUCUUGCUACUACAGAUUACGAUUGCGAGGCCAACUUAAACUACGCGAAUGAUGAUUGCUCUGAGCUAGAAAGUGAUGAAGAUUACGAGGAUGAAUAUGAUGCCGAGUGUCAGCUCGGGUUUGAUGUAACCGACAACAACAAGUCCAACAGCAGCAUCACCUUACCAUGCACUAUUUCCAUCAACGAUGAAACUGAAAUGGAUAGAGAAGAUGAAAGAGCAGCAGAUUUACUCGAGGAAAGAGUUGAGUUGGUCAAGCAACAGAUGGAGAUUGAUCUGGCUUUGGAUGAUAUGAUUCGAAAAGAGCAUGUGGCAGGAACUUUUACAGAUCUGCAAAGUCCACAGAAAAUCAAGUCUGCUAGACAUUACAUCAACGUCGACUGCAAUAAUCCAAUCGAUCCAAAUGUGAUUAUUGUUGAGGGAGGCAAAAUUCAAAGUAAACCAAAUGCGAUGGUUGACAGUGUAUACACUGGGUCAGCACUUUAAAUUCAAGGAUGCACAGGUUGUAAUCACUGGACUGAUAUUGUUUUUUACAUGUCAUCAGCAAUUGAGCAGCAAAUACAAACUAGCAGAUGAUGUGACAGGUAUUGACAGAUUGAAUCAAUCCAUUAUAUAAACUGGGUUCGUAGUUCAAUUUGACAAAAUUGAAUAAACCUUACUUUUGAAUGGC